Pseudozyma hubeiensis SY62 is the source of this 1890-nucleotide messenger RNA. RefSeq lists its product as hypothetical. Bases 1 to 1890 code for a protein of 629 amino acids. The transcript has a single exon. Gene Ontology annotation, molecular function: protein binding. Lineage: Eukaryota; Fungi; Basidiomycota; Ustilaginomycetes; Ustilaginales; Ustilaginaceae. The record is from RefSeq and is a predicted model, not a curated record.
AUGUUCGAAUCUCUCCUCGAAAGCCUAACUCUAGGCAGCUGCCUUCUCGUCGCACUGGCUUUCAGCCAAGCCGACUCCGUCAAGGGCCAGAACAUCGACAACUGCCCCAACGCUGGCUCGACUUACACGUCCAGGAACAAGGUUGGCUUCAACGUAUGCCGGCAGACCGACUAUGGCGUGGACAACCUGCAAAGCGUCAGUCAAGCCACGCUCAAUGCAUGUAUCGAAUGGUGCAGCACCACGCCCGGCUGCAUCUACGGUGUCUACGAUCCGGUGGCCAAGAUGUGCAAUUCCAAAGGUUCGCCCUACACUCCCAACUGGAAGUCGGAUCCGAGCUUCGAUUCGUUCGUCAUGACCAGUGCUGGUCUCGAUGCACCCGCCACCAAGACCAAGAACGGAAGGUGGAGCGAUGUGAUCCAGCUCCAGGUGAUUCCUGUAGCCGCUUACAUGGUACCACAGUUUCCUAGCGUCACCAAAUUCCUGGCGUUCUCGUCUUGGAGCCCCUCGACGUUCGGCGGUGCCGCUCAGUACCAGACUGCGUUCCAGAGCUACGACAUCACUUCCAACACCCAAAGCAGCUUCAUGGUGUCCAACACGAUGCACGACAUGUUCUGCCCCGGUAUCAAUUCGCUGGCCGACGGACGUCUCAUGAUCGAUGGAGGCAACACGGACGCCGCAACCACCAUCUACGACCCUGCCUCCAAUACCUUCAGCCGUGCUGCCGACAUGAAAAUGGGUCGUGGCUACCAGGCUUCGGUGACGCUCUCAGAUGGGCGCGGCUUUACGAUCGGUGGGUCUUACACUGGUGGCAUUGGGGGCCAGAACGGGGUACCAAUGAAGGAUGGCGAGGUUUACGAUCCUUCCAGCAACCAAUGGACCGCUCUGCCUGGUGCACAAGUGGCACCCAUGCUUACCACCUACGACAACGCCGGUGCAUGGCGCACCGACAAUCACGCGUGGUUAUGGGCCUGGAGCAGCGGAUCGGUGCUGCAGGCGGGACCUAGCAAAAACAUGAACUGGUACACCACUUCCGGCAGCGGUGGUGUCACAGCAGCCGGCACACGAAACGCCGCCAAUGAUCAAAUGUGCGGCGUCAACGUCAUGUACACCACUGGCAAGAUCUUUGGAGCCGGCGGUUCUCAAAGCUACAGCGAUGCGCCCGGCCUGAAAGCUGCCCACACCAUCACCAUCAACGGGGUCAAUCAGAAUCCUACGGUCCAGCAGCUGCCCGAUAUGUGGUACGGCCGAAUGUACGCCAACGCCGUAGUACUUCCGAACGGGCAAGUUUUCAUCUCUGGUGGGCAGACCUACGGAAAGGGGUUCAGCGAUACCAACAGCGUCUUGCAGGCAGAGAUCUGGGAUCCAAAGACCAACAAAUUCACUCUGGUGGGUGCCUCUAGCGUUCCUCGCAACUAUCACUCUGUGUCGCUUCUGAUGCCCGAUGGUCGGGUUAUGAGCGGUGGUGGUGGACUCUGCUACGUCAACGGGGGCUGCAACGACGCCAAUCACCAAGACAUGCAAUUCUACACGCCACCUUACCUCUUCGACUCUAACGGCAACGCUGCUGUUCGACCCCAAGUUACGACACUGCGAUCGAGCCAGCAGAAUGGAAACCAAAUUCGAGUCUCCCCCGGUGGGACCUUGACGGUGACGUUGAACAGCGUUUCUGGUCUGACCCACGCUUUGGUUCGUCUAGGCUCGGUGACGCAUUCCAUCAACAGCGAUCAGCGCCGUAUCCCCUUGACCGUAGUGAGGACCAUCGGCAGCACGGUGACGUUGCGAGUGCCCAGCGACAACGGCAUUGUUCCACCGGGCUUCUACUACUACUUUGCCGUUGCCUCAAGUGGCUCGCACAGCCUGGGUCUGACGGUCAACGUGCUCAAGGGCUGA